This is a messenger RNA of Galleria mellonella (greater wax moth), 2677 nucleotides long. RefSeq lists its product as uncharacterized. The record is from RefSeq and is a predicted model, not a curated record. Gene Ontology annotation, cellular component: chitin-based extracellular matrix. The transcript has 2 exons. Lineage: Eukaryota; Metazoa; Arthropoda; Insecta; Lepidoptera; Pyralidae. Gene Ontology annotation, molecular function: structural constituent of chitin-based larval cuticle. Bases 521 to 2575 code for a protein of 684 amino acids.
AAGGAGAUUCAAUUUGUUGCGGCAUCAGACACCUUACGAGUACAACAUUAAUUUAAAACCGACCCAAAAAGCACUACAAGUAAUUAAACGCGACAUUGAAUACAACCGUGGGAAUAUGUACGCAAACAACACGCCCCAGCAUAAAUUAACUAACAAUAUUAUAGAAACAAUCGGGCAAUUAAAUUUUUAUACAGUUGCGUUUGAGCAAAUAUAUGACCUUAGUGACUCGGAGAAUGCGUCGCUGGCGAAGUUACUGAAAUAAAAAUAAAAAAAAAAAACUGUCCACAUGCUCGCAGUUUUACAAAACGGCUCGGACAAUUAAACAAUUGGGAUCUUACGGCACAGGUGAGUGCGACGAAAAAAGAUUUUCCGUUUCAGAUAAUGAAAUGACAACAAUGGUGGCGUUUGCGCAAGGCAUUCGCACGGCGAGGUUGGCGAGUGGGGCGAUAUUUUAUAUAGGGGAGCGAGCUGCGCGGGCGCAGCCGUAGCGCCGACAUGCCGCUGCGGCUGACCUAGCGAGAUGAUCCGCCUCGUCAUACUCGUGUGCCUCACCAUCGCGACCGCUUCCCAAACAGACGUAACCAAAGAUGCUACCACUGAAAUACCUGCUGUUAAUGCCACCAAAGAAAUCUUGAAAGCGAGCGAAACUGGUGACCCAUCUAAAGUAGAGAUCGUUAAGCAGAUACGCCGAUUGAACGAUGACGGCUCGUACACCAUCGGUUACGAAGCUGAUGAUGGCACGUUCAAGAUCGAAAGUAGAGAUGUCUUGGGCAACGUGAAAGGGACCUUCGGGUACAUAGAUCAGGAUGGUGAAAUCAAGCGCGUGACAUAUUCUUCAUCAAGUGAUAGUACACCGGUACCGGUGACGACUAGCAGCACUACACCGAGCACACCAACUAUGAUAGUAAGGAUGAACAAAACUAUAUCUUCGACUACUAGAAGGCCAUUAGCGACCAUCGUAUAUCCAACUAGAAGUAUUUAUACAACAAGGGGAACUGUCAUCCAGCCUAUACCUAGAAGGAGGCUAAUUGCGAGUUCGACGAGAGCAGCAACCGCCGAAACUACAACAGAAAAACAAAAACCAGAAGAAACUACAAGUAAUAUCCUGAAUCUUUACAAACCAAAGUCAGAAGACAGUGUUAAGUCGCGAACUCAAAUUUUAAAACCUAUGCCAACUACAGUGAGUGAUGAUUUAAUUACGAAACAAACAACUAAACUACCGACGACAGUGAAACCAGUUUAUGAACAUAUAACUGAAAAGGGCCCUGAACAAGAUGUUAAUAAAGCGAAUACUAUCCGCCGAGAGCUGACCGGAACCAGUCCUAAUCCACAUAUGGUCAGCUUACAACAAUCAGUUGGUGAUGACUCCACUGAUGUAUAUGGAAGUCAUCUGUCUCUUGGAACUGUGCGCCCGUUGUUCACUACCACCACACCACGUCCGAGACUUGUGCCUAUACAUUCUUUAGUAGCUGCAAGGCAAAAGAUUCAUCAGCAAUACCAGGAAGCACAAAGUCAGGAUCAAGAGACUACUGUUGAAGCAAGUACAGGCCGUGUUUUCAACCAGGAAAACGUUGUGACCACUAACCCAGUGCCAGUUAUUCAUAUACCAACUGAAAGUGAAGACGAUAGGUUAUACCAUCAACAACCUAUUUACAGAAGACCGCAAGCAGCUGUUCACUUCCGGACACGUGAGUACUUAAAAGACAACCCUGGAGCUGCUGUGCCUAUUGGAAAUCAGCGGCCCUUUCUUCACUAUGAAUAUCCGAACAAAGUACUGGAGCCACAGUACGUGAGGGAGACAUCACCACCGCCGCAAACUAAAACAACAUCCGAACCUGCAACCGCUGCACCGUACGAAAUCAGACCUGUGACUAGAAUUAUCCCUAUUCCAGUGGAUGAGAGAGGUGUUCCAAUUCAGGGGUAUCAAGCGAGAUUUGUUAAUCCAUACCAUGUAACCCAACCUCAAACUCCAGCGAUAAUCCAACCGCGAUAUGAACCGAUCGACGAAAUGAGUUCAAUAUCUGCUCCAGUCAGUACAAGGGACUUGAAACGCUUGCUCCAGAUUCUGAUAUUACGGCAGAACCGUCUGCAAGCUUUAAUGGACCAGAUUGUGUCGCCUGGACCGGCGUAUCAGCCGGUACACCUAUUCCGGCAAGAGCAACCUCAGUAUUACAGGUUUGAUAAUCGGCGGUACCAGGGUGAUGACCGCUACGAUUAUAGAUUCGAUCAGCAGCAGUACAGGCAGCAAGAAGCGUAUUCAAACCAAGUGCCGAGUUACGACAAUUCCCAAUAUGAAAGUCAGCGUUAUAUUCCUCGACGUAGGAUGUAUAGACCGUAUGAUACAGUGAGCGCAUCAUCGAAUCAUAUCGAGGAAUCUCCCGAGUACUUACCACCGGACGUUCGAGAAACUUUACUGUUGAAGAUGUUGAUGCUGGCGAUCAGUCCUGACUUUAUGCCAACACCAGCGCCACCUACCGAGCUGACCACCGCUGCACCCCCGAGAAAGCAGGUCAGGAACGUCCAGAUCCUUGGAGAAGACGGCUCUACGGACGACAAGAGGUCCAUGCAGAGAUAAUGAGGUGGUGUGGGAGCAGACUGCGGCGCGGGCCUGUACUGCGGUUGCGGUGGUGGUGCAGGCCUGUACUGCGGCCGGGGCUGUGGUCGCGGCUGCGGCGGG